CUACUUAAUCACAGUGCAUUACUACCGGAAUCAAACGUGUGUUCUGACUUUUAUUCUUUGUCUCUGUCUCUUCCUCACUCUCGCUCCACAUGCCAUGGAUCGUUCUUCCUUCCUCUACCACUACUCUCAACGCCGUGUUGCAGGCUCUCUCAGCGGCUUCUUCUUCAUCCCCACAACUUUAGCACUCUUCACCUCUCUUUUCAUUCUCUUCUACAUUUACUCCACCUCCAACCUCUUCUCCCAUCCCAACCACCAUGCCACUUCUCUUUUCAAACCACCCUUUCUCUUUUCCACUACCCCUUCUAUUUCCACCCCACCCCACUUCGACCCUGUCUUCCGCAACAAUGCUUCUGACUUCACCAAGUCUCACUCUUUCCGAUUGGGGUAUGAACUCAGACCACAAAGUCAACGGGGUCUGCCCCUUCCACUGCAAUUCAGCCCAAAGGUAUCUGGGGAAUGCUUCUUUUAUGGUUCAGGAAAAAUUGAGAAUAACAACGACGUGUUCCAUGACAGAGAUAUCUUUCUGGAAGACUAUAAAGAAAUGAAUAGGAGCUUAAAGAUAUAUGUUUAUCCUCACAAGGAAGAUGAUCCUUUUGCAAACGUGCUUUUGCCUGUGGAAUCUGAACCUGGUGGCAAUUAUGCGAGUGAAAGUUACCUGAAAAAGGUACUUAUGAAGAGCCAUUUCAUUACAAUUGAACCAGCAGAAGCAGAUCUUUUCUUUCUGCCCUUUUCCAUAGCAAGAUUACGGCAUGAUAGAAGAGUUGGUGUGGGAGGUAUACAAGACUUCAUUAGAGACUACAUUCAGAACAUCAGUCACAAGUAUCCAUAUUGGAACCGCACAGGUGGUGCUGAUCACUUUUAUGUUGCUUGUCAUUCAAUUGGAAGAUCUGCCAUGGACAAAGCACCUGAUGUGAAAUUCAAUGCCAUUCAAGUUGUAUGUUCAUCAAGUUAUUUCCUCACUGGGUAUAUUGCUCACAAGGAUACAUGCCUACCACAGAUUUGGCCAAGAAAAGGAAAUCCCCCUAACCUUGAUUCAUCAAAGAGGAAAAGGCUAGCUUUCUUUGCAGGAGGAGUUAAUUCCCCAGUGCGUGUAAAGCUUCUCGAGACAUGGAAAAAUGAUUCAGAAAUCUUUGUGCACCAUGGAAGACUUAAAACACCAUAUGCAGAUGAGUUGCUAGGAAGCAAGUUCUGCCUUCAUGUCAAGGGCUUUGAAGUGAACACAGCUCGUAUUGGAGACUCUCUAUAUUAUGGUUGUGUUCCAGUGAUCAUUGCCAACUACUAUGACCUUCCCUUCGCUGAUGUGUUGAACUGGAAGAGCUUUUCAGUUGUUGUCACCACCUUAGAUAUCCCCUUACUGAAAAAGAUCCUCAACGAUUUCAUCAGUUCUAACAAAUACUUGAUGUUACAUAAAAAUGUUUUGAAGGUCAGGAAACACUUUCAGUGGCAUUCACCCCCGCACGACUUUGAUGCGUUUUACAUGGUUAUGUAUGAAUUAUGGCUUAGACGAAGCUCUAUAAAAAUUUCGUAGGAAAAUUUUAUAUACAAUAUAUCAGUGUACAGUAUUUUCAUACAAACACAUUCAGCAGGAACUUAUCAUGGUUAAAUGUCACUGAAAGUUUGUAUGAAACUAUUGUACAUUAAUGGUGCAUUUAAGUUAAACUCAGAUUUAUGCAAGUUAUUGUGAAGGCAACUUUGUUCUUUGCUUGGUGAAAGAGUAAAGGCAGUUAAAUGAAUCCAUAUACAAGUCA
Messenger RNA from Vigna unguiculata (cowpea), 1748 nucleotides. RefSeq names its product putative glycosyltransferase At5g03795. Gene Ontology annotation, molecular function: glycosyltransferase activity. The record is from RefSeq and is a predicted model, not a curated record. Lineage: Eukaryota; Viridiplantae; Streptophyta; Magnoliopsida; Fabales; Fabaceae.